This is a messenger RNA of Penicillium canescens, 3678 nucleotides long. Its product is annotated as U2 snRNP complex subunit HSH155. The coding region runs from base 1 to 3678 and encodes 1225 amino acids. The transcript is spliced from 2 exons. Gene Ontology annotation, cellular component: U2-type prespliceosome; catalytic step 2 spliceosome; U2 snRNP. NCBI's taxonomy places the organism in Eukaryota, Fungi, Ascomycota, Eurotiomycetes, Eurotiales, Aspergillaceae. The record is from RefSeq and is a predicted model, not a curated record. Gene Ontology annotation, biological process: spliceosomal complex assembly. Gene Ontology annotation, molecular function: mRNA binding.
AUGUCUGACGCCGACCUCGAGGCCGUCCGACGGCUCCAAGCUGAGCGCAACGCCGCUGCUUCUCGUCAAAAAGGUUCUAGGACUUUUGACCCAUCUGGUCAACGUACUGAUAACUCGACCAAGGCCUCCCUGACGGACUCCUUCGAUACCACUUUGUACGAUCGGGAUGGGGCGGAGAAAUUCUCAGGCUACAACACAUCCAUCGCCGUUAAUGGCGACGACGAGGAAAUGGAGGAUGCGAACGGAGGACACAGUUUGGUUGGCCAGUACACUGCCACCAGAAGCCAGAUCGAUGAGAUGGCGCAAGGAAAUGGGGUUGAGGAGGAGGACAUCCUGCUAGGUCGUGAGAAGGCAGCCCGAAUUGCAGACCGCGAGACGGACUACCAGAAGCGCCGAUUCAACCGCGGACCCUUGACUCCUACACGCGCCGAUCCCUUCGCCGCCAACGCCCACGCGAAUGUUGAGGGAGAAGGCCAAACCUAUCGUGAGGUGAUGGCCCUCCGUGAGAUUGAGAAGGAGGAAGAGCGCGUGCAAAAAUUGAUUGCGGAGAAGCGAGAGCGGGGUGAAGAUGUGACAGAGCAUGAGGCCACCCUGAAGACGGUGGAGCACGACAAAGAAAACGCCGAUACUGGCUCGACAGUUCAAGUGGCCACCAGCAAGAAGCGUAAGAAGAGAUGGGAUGACGCGGCCCCGGAGCCUGCUCCUGAGGGAGAGGACCAGGUCGAGCAAUCCGUAGCCAAAAGCAAGCGAUCACGUUGGGAUCAGACGCCCGCUCCUGGUGCGCCCGAUGAAGCUCCCAAAGCCCGCUCGCGAUGGGAUCUAGCGCCCUCUCUCACAGCUGCGACGCCCGUCGGUAACCAAGGACUCGCCACCCCCAUGCACCCAUCCCAAGGUGCGCCUGUGGCUUCUGUCAAUCUCGGGGCCGGUCAGGUCAUCGGGUGGUCCGAUGAAGAGCUUGAUAUCAUGCUCCCUGGCGAGGCUGAUGGCUACAAGGUCCUUGACCCUCCUCCUGGAUACGAGCCCAUCAGAACCCAGGCUCGCAAGCUCACGGCCACACCAGCGCCUAUGGCUGCUGGCGGCGUGGGAGGAUUCAUGAUGCAAGAGCCAGAAAGUGUUCGGUCUAUGGGCAAAGAACUUCCGACUGAUAUUCCCGGCGUUGGUGAUCUUCAAUUCUUCAAGCCGGAGGAUAUGGCCUACUUUGGUAAGCUGAUGGAAGGUAACGACGAAACCAGCAUGACCGUUGAAGAAAUGAAGGAGCGGAAGAUCAUGCGAUUGCUGCUCAAGGUCAAGAACGGCACUCCGCCCAUGCGAAAGACUGCCCUGCGGCAACUCACAGACAAUGCGCGCAACUUUGGUGCUGGACCUCUUUUCAAUCAGAUUCUGCCUUUGCUCAUGGAGAAGUCAUUGGAGGAUCAGGAACGCCAUCUGCUGGUCAAGGUCAUUGACCGUGUUCUCUACAAGCUCGAUGACUUGGUUCGUCCCUAUGUUCACAAGAUUUUGGUCGUCAUUGAGCCCUUACUCAUUGACCAAGACUAUUAUGCGCGUGUUGAAGGUCGAGAAAUUAUCUCCAACCUUGCCAAGGCCGCUGGUCUCGCCACAAUGAUCAGUACGAUGCGUCCUGAUAUCGACCAUGUUGACGAGUACGUGCGAAACACCACAGCACGAGCUUUCGCCGUUGUGGCCUCUGCCCUCGGUAUCCCCGCCCUCCUUCCUUUCCUCCGUGCUGUUUGCCGCAGCAAAAAAUCCUGGCAAGCCCGACACACCGGUGUCAAGAUUAUCCAGCAAAUUCCCAUUCUCAUGGGAUGCGCCAUUCUGCCUCAUCUCAAGGGCCUGGUUGACUGCAUUUCGGAUAACCUCAGUGAUGAGCAGGCCAAGGUCAGGACUGUCACCGCUUUGUCUGUGGCUGCUUUGGCCGAAGCUGCCAACCCCUAUGGUAUUGAAAGUUUCGAUGAGAUUCUGAAUCCUCUCUGGACCGGUGCCCGCAAGCAGCGUGGCAAGGGUCUCGCUGCCUUCCUUAAGGCCGUAGGCUACAUCAUUCCUCUGAUGGACGAGGAGUAUGCCAACUACUAUACCACUCAAAUUAUGGAAAUUCUUCUUCGAGAGUUCUCCUCACCAGAUGAGGAAAUGAAGAAGGUGGUCUUGAAGGUGGUCUCUCAGUGUGCCAGCACCGAUGGUGUGACUGCUAGUUACUUGAAGGAGCACGUCUUGACAGACUUUUUCAAGAGCUUCUGGGUCCGACGCAUGGCGCUUGACCGCAGGAACUACCGCCAGGUGGUCGAUACGACCGUGGACCUGGGCCAGAAGGUGGGCGUCGGCGAGAUCCUUGAGCGCGUCGUCAACAACCUGAAAGACGAAAGCGAGCCCUACCGUAAGAUGACUGUGGAAACCGUGGAGAAGCUGAUUGCAUCCCUCGGGGCCGCAGACAUCUCCGAGAGACUGGAAGAACGUCUCAUCGACGGUGUUCUCUUCGCAUUCCAGGAGCAAAGCAUCGAAGACAUUGUCAUCCUCAAUGGAUUCGGUACCGUGGUGAAUGCACUUGGCACACGAUGCAAGCCAUAUCUCCCUCAGAUUGUCAGUACGAUCCUUUGGCGCCUGAACAACAAGUCCGCCACCGUUCGGCAGCAAGCCGCCGAUCUCAUCUCCCGCGUUGCGAUGGUCAUGAAGCAGUGUGGUGAGGAUGCUCUCAUGGGUAAGCUUGGUAUCGUUCUUUAUGAAUACCUGGGUGAGGAGUACCCAGAGGUUCUGGGUUCAAUCCUGGGUGCUUUACGUUCCAUCGUCACCGUGGUCGGUAUCAACCAGAUGCAGCCACCUAUUCGAGACCUCCUUCCCCGUCUCACACCCAUCCUGCGUAACCGUCACGAAAAGGUGCAGGAGAACACCAUCGACUUGGUCGGUCGUAUUGCCGACCGUGGACCGGAGUCGGUCAACGCCCGUGAAUGGAUGCGUAUCUGUUUCGAGCUGCUGGAUAUGCUCAAGGCCCACAAGAAGGGAAUCCGCCGAGCAGCCAACAACACAUUCGGCUUCAUCGCCAAAGCCAUCGGACCACAGGACGUUCUGGCCACUCUCCUCAACAACUUGCGAGUCCAGGAGCGUCAGUCCCGUGUCUGUACGGCCGUCGCCAUCGGUAUCGUCGCCGAAACUUGUGCUCCCUUCACGGUGCUUCCUGCCCUGAUGAACGAGUACCGAGUACCAGAACUCAACGUACAAAACGGUGUCCUCAAGGCCCUGUCCUUCUUGUUUGAAUACAUCGGCGAGAUGGCCAAAGACUAUGUCUACGCCGUCACCCCGCUGCUGGAGGAUGCCCUUGUCGACCGUGACCAAGUCCACCGACAGACCGCCGCCGCCGUCGUCAAGCACGUCGCCCUCGGUGUCGUCGGCCUCGGCUGUGAGGACGCCAUGCUCCAUCUGCUCAACCUGACCUUCCCCAACAUCUUUGAGACCAGCCCCCACGUCAUUGACCGAAUCAUCGAAGCCAUCGAAGCGCUCCGCAUGGCGAUCGGCACAGGAACUGUGAUGAACUAUAUCUGGGCCGGAUUGUUCCACCCUGCUCGCAAGGUGCGCACGCCUUACUGGAGAUUGUACAACGAUGCCUAUGUCCAGGCGGCGGAUGCCAUGGUCCCUUACUAUCCGGACAUGGAGGGUGAGGCGGACCGACCGGAGUUGUCGAUCAUUGUUUGA